This is a messenger RNA of Erigeron canadensis, 779 nucleotides long. RefSeq lists its product as uncharacterized. Lineage: Eukaryota; Viridiplantae; Streptophyta; Magnoliopsida; Asterales; Asteraceae. The record is from RefSeq and is a predicted model, not a curated record. The transcript has 3 exons. Bases 143 to 424 code for a protein of 93 amino acids.
UUAAAACAAUAGGGACUGGAAUGCAUACCUACACUACACAUAUUGUUAAAAAUCAUCUCAAUUGUUUUCUUCCUUCCCCCCCCCAAAAAAAAUUUCUUCCAUAAUCAGUGUUAAGAUAUUUCAACCUGCUUAUUGAGCUACAAUGGGAACUGAAGGCCCUAAGGACUCACUGGAUUGGAAAUCCAUUGGUGAAUCAGCAAAGAAUGAUCCCGAUGCUGGACCUGUUGUUAAAAAGCGGAUUCCAAAAAAGAUGAGGCACAUUCCAGACUACUAUUUCCUUCCUCGUAGAUCCAUGCUUGCUAACAUUGCGAUCUAUGGGUCAUGUAUUGUUGGUGGAAUUGGAGCAGGGAUGCUGACUGAAAUCUGGAUUAAUAAGAAAGUUCAAGAGGAUGGAAACGGUGUUCUUUGGGAAUUUGACAAAUAAAAGGGAGUGAUUUCUCAGAUGUUUCCAAUUCUUUUGCCGACUACUCUACUACUCUUUGAGUUCUGGUAGAGGGAAGAUAAUAUAGGUGUAGGUGAAGGUAUGAUGGAUAAAAGAAAACAGAUUCUUAUGUUGCCAAACAUAGUUUUGGAAUUUCCCUUACAAAUGGUUAGCUUGCAUAUUUUUAGUUUAUUUAAUUUGAUUUUUCAGUCUUCUAUCCAAGUGUAUUCAUGUAUCAAGUACAUGGGUCUUUUGAAUCGUUUUUGGCUUACAUGCGGUGUCGCGUAAGCAGGUGCAUAUCCAGAAAAAAUACAUUGUAGUUUUCUUGUGAUUUAAAACAGUUUUUAAAAAUUGAAAA